This is a messenger RNA of Oreochromis aureus, 5519 nucleotides long. It is a transcript of the gene gdap2, whose product is annotated as ganglioside induced differentiation associated protein 2. The transcript is spliced from 14 exons. The coding region runs from base 281 to 1765 and encodes 494 amino acids. NCBI's taxonomy places the organism in Eukaryota, Metazoa, Chordata, Actinopteri, Cichliformes, Cichlidae. The record is from RefSeq and is a predicted model, not a curated record.
ACUUUACGCCGCAACAAUCAGCUCUUAGCAUGGUUGCUAAAUGUGCAAAUCCUUGUAAUUGGCACUUUGAAACUUACUUUUUGACUGCAUUUGCAGUAUUUGUGCUUGUUAGUAUGAGGACCCUGAGGAUGAACAUCACGUCUUGAUUUUAUAUGGUGUCGUGUCAAGAUUUAUUAAUUGUUCCUUUUAUAAUUUUGGCGUGACAUCACCUCUGUAAAGGAAAUACAUUGCUAGCCCAGCUAGUUGGUGAUCCUCUCGAGGCUUGUAGUGCCAGAGGGGGAUGGAUCCUCUGGGUGCUCGCUCCCAGUUUGUGGAUAUCCAGACUCUUCCCACAUGGCAGCAGCAGCUGGACGAGGAUGGCGAGGAGAAACGGCUGGUCCGGAGCGACAGCAUGCUCAGCCAGAGUUUCCCCUCACCCUUCCCCUUCAGGCCGGAUAUCAACCGCAAGAUCAUCCUCUUUGUUGGUGACAUUGCCCUGCUGAAUUGCACCGCCGUCGUGAACACCAGCAACGAGUCGCUAAACGACAAGAACCCCACGUCUGACAGCAUCCAUCAGCUGGCAGGACCCGAGCUCCGAGACGAGCUGCUUAAACUCAAAGGAUGUCGCACCGGGGAGGCAAAGCUGACCAAGGGCUUCAACCUAGCAGCGCGGUUCAUCAUCCACACCGUGGGGCCAAAGUACAAAGCCAAAUACAGGACAGCAGCAGAGAGUUCGCUAUACAGCUGCUACAGAAACAUCAUGCAGCUGGCUGCAGAGCAGUCAAUGGCAUCAGUUGGCUUCUGUGUGGUGACCACAACCAAAAGAGGUUAUCCUCUGGAGGAUGCAACACACAUUGCUUUGAGGACAGUGCGGCGGUUCCUGGAGAAUCAUGGAAACAGCAUAGAAACGGUGGUGUUUGCAGUUUCAGACAUAGAGGAGUCUGUGUUCAAGAAGUUACUCCCUCUGUACUACCCACGCUCUGAGGGAGAAGAAAAGACUUGCCUACCUCUCAUCCCAGCUGACAUCGGCAAUUCUGAGGGUGAACCAGUGGUUCCGGAAAGACAGAUCCGCAUCACAGAGAAACCAGGAAGCAUUGAAGAUGAGUGUGACGAGGACAGCCUGGAGUUGGAUCUGGGUCAGGUUGGGACUCACGCCUUCGCCCGGAUGGAAGGCGAUGUAGACAAACAGCGGAAACUGAUUUUACAGGGACAGAUGUCUGAGGCAGCCCUGCAGAAACAACACCAGAGAAACUACGGUCGCUGGCUGUGUCGAGCGAGAGCAGAGGACCUGUCAGACAUUGCUGCGCUGAAAGCCUUGUACCAAACUGGCGUGGAUAUAUGUGGCAGGACAGUGAUGGUCGUGGUUGGACGAAACAUCCCUGUGACCCUCAUUGACCUUGAAAAGGCCCUGUUGUACUUCAUCCAUGUAAUGGACCACAUCACAGUGAAGGAGUAUGUUAUGGUUUACUUUCACACGCUGACCGGAGAGCAUAACCAUCUGGACACCGACUUCCUGAAAAAACUCUACGACAUCGUUGACGUCAAGUAUAAAAAAAAUUUGAUGGCGUUCUACUUUGUACAUCCAACAUUUCGCUCGAAGGUUUCAACAUGGUUCUUCACCACUUUCAGUGUAUCUGGCAUGAAGGAAAAGGUCCGCUACCUUGACAAUCUGCAACAGCUCUUCACCUGCAUCAAGCCUGAGCAGAUCGAUAUCCCUCCCUUUGUCUUGGAGUACGAUGCACGAGUGAACGGACCCUACCAUCAUUCAGAGGCUUCCGGUCUGUGACACGAGUCCAGUCGAAUCUUUCUGUCCAAGUGGCGAAGUGGUGGAUGUCUUUUCUGGACAUGAAGUUUUCUGUGUGGUCUGACCUCCAACCUCCUCUUUAAGGCUUUGAACCUCAGUUGAGGAAACUCUUCUUUUGUUCUGUUCCUGCCAAAAAAGACCAAAUUAAGAGUCGCAGUGCACAUAUAGCACGGCGCGGUCUGGUGAGCAAUCAUUGUUAGUCACCACAGACUAUUUGUGGAUCUGCUAUGGCUCCUGGAUUAUGCCUUAUACUGAGAGACUUACUCAGCAGUUUUCUCAUACUGCCCAAAAUAUGAAGUAUCACAUCAUAGCUGGCACAUAACUCAGAGGCUUUCCUGUGAUGCGGUCGUAUCAGACAUCCUCGCCCAUGUCUCAGAAGAUGGCCAGGCUUUUCAAAUGCUGGAGUGAUACGGGGAGUGCCUGUUUGGAUUUCUACGCCACACGGAGCGGCAGAAAGUCUGCAGUAAAGACAAACAUUGGGUUUUGCUUAGUCGGAAGUUUUUCCCCACCUGUUUCAGCGUAAUCUGAGACCGUGAGCGCCAGCAGUCCAAACCGGAAAAUUCCAGACAAACAUUAACGCCGGGGAGAUUUUCUUUGAUUAAAAACACGUCAGCUAGCUAACAUUCGAUUUACAUCACAAGGUCAUCUUCAUAUUGUGUGAACAUGUGAAGUUAGCUUAGCUUGGCACAGAGAGUGAAAGAGGAAGCAGAAAGGCUCAGCUUAAGGUGUCGGAGUCGCUUCAGCUGUAGCGUCAUACAUCAAGUUAAAUUCAAAAAUAUUAGAGGGAGAUGCCUCUUAUCGUCUAACUCCUGGCCGGAGGAUAAAUAAACCAUUUCCCAGAUGUGUAGAUCUGUUACUAGAAGCAGUGCUGAAGUACUUCUGCUUAGCAUUAACAAUGUAAAAAGUCCUGUUUGUUUUCCAGUUAGCUUUAUGGUGGGCCUGAAAGGCAGCAGGGCAUGUGUGCCUCUACCAAAAUGUUAGCACUGUGUCGCUGAAACAGAUAUUUAACCUCACACAUUUAACAACAUAUGCCUAACAUUAACUGCUUCCAAUCUUUGUUUCAGUGUUCUAACUUAAAUACUAUAAAACACGUUAAUUUCCCGUUUCUGGAGAUGGAACAUUUGUAACCGUUUCUUGAAGCAGUAACUGGAAUCAUUAAAAGAAAUUAGCCACUAAACAGUCAUACAGUUCUAAUAAGGCAGUGCCUCUGUAACCCACAACAGUGGAAACACAAUGUGCAAGUGAACCAAGUCUAAAUUACACAAGUCAAAAGUCAUGAGAAGGAGUCCUCACUCUCACAAACCGCCGUGAAGGACAGUUAUUAACUUUUUUGUGUGCUUUUGUGUCAAAUCGCUGUUACUCAGUCACUAAUUCCUUUGUUUGCACAGCUAGCUCCACUUUACGUUGUCGUCUGUAGUUUGAUUUAUCUUGGACUGCCACAUGUGUGGGUUUCCAGAUCAAACGGAGUGAAGUAAACUCUGAAAGCAUUUCUCUGAUUGUCUGAACCUUCGAUCAGUCAUGAUGUAGCAGGACCCCCACAUGUCUGGUAGCCCAACACUGACACUAUCACCAUAAAUCUUGGGGGGAUUUCACCUGUGUGUAGUUCUGCAUUCAUCCAGGCCAAACAUCAGGAACUCUGCAUGCUUGCAUUUAAACUGUGUUGGCUGCAUGGAAACUCUUUAACCUUCAAAUGAAAACGGGGAUGUUAUUUAACACUAGCACACAGAGUUCAGCUUCUAACUUUUGAGGUUUCAGAAAAUGUGAUGUGCACACUGGUGGGGGGCAUAUAUCCCGUGUCGCUCACUCCAGGAGCUUCUGUUUACUGUGUUCAUCGGGCUCCUUUUAAAAUCAACAAUAAAUGACCUCAUAAGGAAAGCGUGCACAGUCAGAUUGAACUAUUUAAUGUCUUUUGUUGUUUUCCUCAGUGCUUUGAGCUCCAUUCAGUGAAAUGAAGUUAGUGUCCCCUCCUUUGACAAAAUGCACUGAAUGAUUUCAAAAAGAUUUCAAAUUAAAAGACUGAAUGUGACAGUGAGUUUCUAGAAGUGUUACAGCUGAGGAAAUGUGCUGUCACUGUUUUUCCUUCAGUUGUGUCAAUAAAAAAAAUCCCAGAGAUACUGAAUCGCUCAGCACAGACUUGCUGUUAGAACUGUGAUUAUAUCAGAAUGUGCAUAAAUGAGCCAAAUUAUCUGUGUGUAGAUGUAUCCUGUUUUGGGGGAGUUUUUAUCAUUUUAAAGUGAUAUGUGGAGGGCGUGGUGGUUGACAUCCUCUGAGCUUUACAGGAAAUGACUUCAUUCAUGUUUCCUGUUCUUUUUCUUUUCUUUUUUUUAAACACGCUGAUCAUAAGAACUUUUUUUUUUCUUGAUAAAAACAGGCUUAGACUAUCCUUUUAGAAAAGAGCUGGUUGUAUUGUGGAAAGUAUUUAAUACCUGAUGAAGAAUAAAGAUUGAUUUUGGUGCUGUAGAAAGAUUUAUUGUGACUUUUCUGCUUAAAGUCUCAAUUUUCUUAAUGAGCGCCUCAAAGUUUUGCUCCAAUUUGGGAAAAAAAAACUCCCUUAAAGUGUAAUUUCUAACACAACUCUAAAUUCUUACAACCAUUAUUAUUAUUCAGACAAAUGCAUCAUAAUAUUCCAUUUACCUCACAGCUAAUGGAUGAGGAGAGAUUUGGUGCUAAGCUUGUUGUGUGUCCUCUGCAGCAACUUAGUUCUGCGAAAUGAAAAUUCCUCAAAUGGUUUACAUGAAGGGUAUUUAUGCGACUCUCAGCAUUUCGGAGAACUCCAUGUUGCUUUGAGUUCAAGCAGUUUAAACCCACAUUCCAACACAUAUGGUUUGGCUCGACUUAACGGUGAGAUACGGCUGAACGAAGGACGGCUUUUUAACAUCUUACCUUUCAGACUCAAAAUCCAAAAGUCCAUACAGUAAGUAUUAAUGUUACAACACUGUGAUACAUUUAUUUUUAUACAUUUUAUAAAAUUGGAAACUCUUAUUGCUUAUGUUUAACAUAAAGCAGAACGUGACACUAAAUAAAAGUAAGGUCAUUCAUUCUUUUUGUGGUUCUGCCGGAGUUUUUCCUUCCACUGUUGUUUAAACGCAGUCAUGUGAUUGUUGGAGUUUUCUCGGGUUUCUCUGUAUUAUUGUAGGGUCUUAACUUUACAAUAUAAAGCACUUUGAUGCAGCUGUUUUGAUUUGGUGUUAUCUAAAUUAAGUUGAAUUGAACUGCAAAAUCAGAGAAAAUUGCAAGUCUGUUGACAUCUCCACAAAUGGAAAUUCACAUCCACUAUACUUACAUUCAGAGUCCAGCCAGAGCUGCAUUGCUUAAAAAUAGAAAUUCUUUCACAAAAUGACGUAAGCGCUCAGCAGCCUUGCUUUCAUAUAGGAAUAUAACCACAAUAUAACCAGUUGAGUCGUGUCCCCUAUUACAGAGACGCACCGCAGGUGAUUUGUACUCAACGUCACAGACUGUUAGGAGUCUGUCUCUGUGUAUAAAUUAGAUGGCAAUUGUUUGCUAACCUUAGCCAAUCUGUGGGCGUUUGCAUGGAUGUGCAACACCUUCAACCUCUUGCUGGCAAGCUGGUUGCUGUAAACACUUACAGUCAGUCUCCUACAGCAGAAAAAAAACUACAAUCAGUAGUAGUAGGUUUACAACCAGUAAACCACCAAUUUUUCCUGGUUGCAAGGAGUUUGAUUUUCACUCUUCUAUUCCUCAUAUUCUUUGUAAUAAAGAGACAAAAUAGCACUGA